Messenger RNA from Dermacentor andersoni, 1617 nucleotides. NCBI's taxonomy places the organism in Eukaryota, Metazoa, Arthropoda, Arachnida, Ixodida, Ixodidae. The record is from RefSeq and is a predicted model, not a curated record.
AUGUGUCUUAGCACUAAAUUCUUCAGGGACAGGCUACUGGUUUUGUGCGGCAAAGCCCCAUCUGCGGAAGGCCAACGACGAUGUUUUCGGGAAUGGAUUAGGAUCGCAGAGCAGGCCACGGAAUUCCUAUGGGCCCAUGCUCGUCUUUCGUUACCGAAAAAGAAUAAGACUACGCGGGACCAAGGAAAAGUGCUUGUGCUCGGCGGUCAACAACUCCCAGCUAACAUCGAAAGCACUCUGCGCAAGGGACCAAAGUUUGCCUGUGAACCUGAACUGUCACCUCCGGAAAAGGUCAGCCUGUCUAGAUCCAUUUCUCGUUGGGUCACUAAAGACUUUCGACCAAGGUGUGUGACUGAGUGCGUUGAUGUGAUCGCGAGGACUGUACCUCAGUCCAAUAAGUCAGACAACCUAACUGGUGUGUCGCGGUUUUUCGUCAAGCAUGAGCUUAGGUUGGUUACUGCGGACAAAGAAGGUUUCUUUGUUGUUGUUCCUCAAGAAUUGUACGCACAAAAAGCUAAAACCGCUAUUGACAAAAAUUUCGUUCCAAAAAUUACCAAUUUAAAGAAAGUGAAAAAAACUGCCAUUGACUUGCUUGAGAAAUUUGGUCUGGAGCGCCUCGCGUCGGGAGUUAAACAUACCAAGGGUCUCCACCUCGACAUAUUUUUUAGUGCUAAGACACAUAAGCCGGAAGUUCCUUUUCGAGCCAUUAUUUCUGAAAAAGGAACGUGGCAGUACACAGUCUCAACUUUUUUGCAUAAUGUAUUGUCUUCAGUUCGUCUUGAUGACCCCUUCCUGAUAAGACAUUCGGAAGAAAUUGUAGCCUUCCUAACAGAAAAUAAUCCAGGUAAAUGCUCAGCGAUCAGUGUUGAUGUUAAGGACCUUUUUUAUUCGCUUCCGCAAUCGGAACUACUGCGUUGUGUUAAAGAAGCACUGACGCUCAACAAUGAUGAGUUCCGGUUUACUCAGGACUGUGGGAUGCCCGUGGAAUCUUUUUUAGAACUUUUGUUGUUUUACUUAGGGAAUACCGUUGUAAAAUGGGGUAGUUCUAUGUAUGUACAAAAAUCGGGAGUUUGUAUUGGUUCUAAAGUUGCGCCAGUUUUGAGUGACAUUUAUCUAAGUCGCAUUAAUAGAAAACUACAAAACAAUCUUGAGGAUUUGGCGGUGGCCAAGAAGCCACUGCUAGAAUAUUCUGCUUGCCAUUCUAAACUUGUUAAACAGGGGAUAGCUUAUUCAACUCUUAGGUCUGCCAUUACUAAGUCAUGUCCGCACAAUAUGCAACAAAGUUUUUCACAACAGAUAGAAAGGCUUGGAAAAGCUGGCUAUCCAGUGCAUCUAUUAUCACUAACCUGCGAAAAACUUGUAAAAUGGGUAAAAAGCCCCGGUAAGAAACAAUGUAACACGGGUAUAGUUUACCAGAUUCCACUCGAGUGUAGGAAAGCUUACACUGGACAGAGUGGCAGGUGCAUUAACAUUAGACUAAAAGAACACAAACAUUCACUAAACAACCCCAAUGCAUCACAUUUAGCGGCACAUUGUUUCGAUUGUGGUUGCAAACCUUUCUUUGAAGACACGAAAAUUCUUUCUAGACACAGAUGCCAAACCACGCGGGAAAUUAUC